GUCGUCUGUCUGAUCCGUUAGCCUUCAGUUGUUAUCCCGUUAUUUGUUAAAAAUUGUCAUUUCCUUCAACAUUUCAUAUUCAAACCUGUUAACAUUUUUAUAGUUUGAUAUGUCCUUAGUGAACUUAAAUUUAAACUUAAAUACAGAUCGUGCAAUUAACAAAAUCGCCUUCUGCUCGGCAGUAGUGGCUGGGUUCGCAUAUGUAGGAUAUUCCGUUUGCAGAACAGCCUUCUCAAGAAGACGAAGAGGCAGAGGAAAUGAGGACUCGCCACAUCGCAGCGUUUUCCUUCGACGGUUGUCGCAAACCACGCAAACGGAUGGAUUGUUGGGAGAUUUUUUCACAGAUGGACAACCAAAAAUUGUUCUGAGGCCAAAAUCUGUUCAGGAACGUAUACGAGAUCUGAACAUGCAAGCCAGACAGUUUGCUAGUGCUGUAACAGCUAUUCAAACCAAUGCCAAUUGUAAGAUGAAUGGUGUCAGCGGAAGAAGUUUACAGGUUACGCCAUGGGGCUCCCCUCGACUUCUCAGCCCAGUUGAUGUUCGUCACAUUCCUGAAUAUGUAGAGGCUGAUAGAGAUCAGCAUUACUCUCCUGGUCACUCACCAAAUAGGUAUCGCUGGAGUAGAACCGAAUCUUUGAAAUCCUCAAAUAAGGUGUUAUUGGAAGUGGGUGAUAAUACAAAGUUGAAAGAAUGUGAGCAACUUUGGCAUGUUGAGAAAGACAACAUCACCCAAAAACUUCCCGAUCUGUUAAGCGAUAGCCAUAGAGAAAUAAGCCUUCAGGAAGCUCAGCACUUAGCUGCUGUGCUGGCUUCAAAUGAAACUCCCUUGCUUUUGGGUACAUUAACAAUUGUUGCAAAUUUGGCUGUAUUCACCGCCAACCAGGACAAAUUUAGGGAAGCAGGUCUCAUUGCAGUUCUACCGAAACUGGUAUUGCAUUCAAAUCGACAAAUAAAGCAGAAAACUUGCUUGGUAGUCGCCAAUAUGGCAAUGAACGAGAAAAACAAUAUUGAAAUGCGAUCGGUCACCAUUAGUUUGGUUUCCCUGUUCCGUACGGCAACGUUAGCUGAUCCAGCCUUGAUUGCUUCGGCACUAUUGGCUUUAAUAAAUAUUUCUGUCAUGCCUUCGUGGCAUAAAGAAAUCAAAACUUCACUUCACAAGUGCUAUAGCUUACUGGAUGAAGGCCAUUGGAAUAGUGACGGUGUUUCCUUCCAGUCCCUACGCUUAUUAAUCAAUCUCAGUUGCAACGAAGAAAUGGUUCCAAGCCUUUUGGCUGCUCAGGCACCUUCUAAGUUGAUCUAUAUGGUCGACAUUUCCAUGCCUGAGGAAGUGGUUUUACGUGUUCUUACCCUUCUUGCUAAUUUAGCAAGUGUUACCAAACAACUGAAUAUUGACCCACUUCAUUUACCAGCCGAAAAUAAAGCCGCCGCCCCGGACACGAUGUAUGCUGCUGUUUUUGGUCUGUCUAUAGUGGAGAGAUUAAAGAAAAAAGUUCGAAGUUUGUCCGAACGUCAUGCAAAUCCGGAUGUCUGCCUGCAGGCGCGUAGAUUGUUGGAUGCGUUGUCUGAUUGAAGAUCAAUACCAACCUUCGUUCCCCCCCCCCCCUUGCUGCAAGAAAAAAAAAGAUAAAAUUCUAGAAAAAGCACUGAUUGUACAAUAUUUUCGCUGCUAGGUCUAGUCACGCUUCUUGCACUGUUGCAAAUCCGUCGCCGAAGUUUAUUUCAAAACAAAUAAACAGGCUUGUAUGAA
Molecule: messenger RNA, 1747 nt
Organism: Daphnia carinata
Lineage: Eukaryota; Metazoa; Arthropoda; Branchiopoda; Diplostraca; Daphniidae
Product: armadillo repeat-containing protein 10-like
Exons: 8
Coding region: 110-1570 (486 amino acids)
Cellular component (GO): mitochondrion
Source: RefSeq, a predicted model, not a curated record